AUGGAUGAUGUUUGUCCUGUGAAAACUGCAAACAGGAAUGUUCGAUACCAUCAACAUGAUUUUAGUCGUAGAAGGCCACAAGGAGCAGAGGAGCUAUUCAAUUUCACACACUCGUCUUUAAGAACCGUUAUUGAGCGGUCAUUUGGAGUCUUGAAGAAGCGUUUCCCCAUUUUGAAGAUGAUGCCUUCAUAUGAUUUGAAGACACAAGUUUUGAUUGUGAUUGCUUGUGUAACCAUACACAACUUCAUUAGAAAGCAAGCGGCAGCGGAUUGGUUUUUUAAAAAAGCAGAGAGGGGAACGUUCGAUGAUGAAUGGGAAGACAGUGAUAGUGAUAGUGACGAUGAGGAUGUUGUGGAUUUUGCAAAUGUGGCAGGUAGCACACAACAAAAACAAUGGGAAGCAUAUCGUAGACAAAUUGCUGAGCAAAUUAGAAAAGCUUGCCAAAAUUGA
Messenger RNA from Telopea speciosissima, 450 nucleotides. RefSeq lists its product as uncharacterized. Bases 1 to 450 code for a protein of 149 amino acids. The record is from RefSeq and is a predicted model, not a curated record. The transcript has 2 exons. NCBI's taxonomy places the organism in Eukaryota, Viridiplantae, Streptophyta, Magnoliopsida, Proteales, Proteaceae.